UUCACGGAAAGAAAGAGGUUUUUGUCGUUUGAGACUGUAAAGAAUAUUUUCGUAUGACCAGCUUCUGCUUUGGAAAUACAUCAAUUUGAGUGCUGCGCAUGUUAUUUGAAAGAUUUCUUUAAGCUCAAAAGUAAAUUUGCCUGUGGAAAACGUCAAAUGACUGAGCUGCAGGUUCAGCAAGCAACAGCACACUCGCCAAAUGUUCAGCAGAUGCCCUUCUGGCUUGAAAAAGCCAUCGCUUGGGGCCACACUGACACUACACACACACGGAACGACAUCUCCCUACACUUGAAGAGACUGAGGGAUUUCCUCCAGCAGCUUCUCUCAGAAAUCAGCAGUGUGAGCUCCACAACAGAAACCUUGAAUAGGCUCCCCUUAUUAGGUCAGCUUUUAGGCCAGCUGUGCUGGAACCCUCAUGUCACUGCAGAAGGUGCAAGUAGAGGACUUCUGCUCCAGUGUUUGUUGGCUCUGUAUUCUGAGCAUCCAAGCAAUGCAGUGGAAAGAAAAGCCAACCAGUGGAUACAGAAAGUCCUGUGUCAUCUGGCUACAGAUGAAGAAGAUGGUGCAGCCGUGGGACUGAUGAAGCAUUUAGGAGUGCCGACCAAAGAAUACCAUCUUAAAGUGCUGAAAAAGAUGGUGACAAGAAUACAGGAAAGCAUUGGGAAUAGUCGGUGUUCUGUGAGCAGCACAAAUAAGGGGUGUUCAUGUGGCAGUAUUUGGGCUGCGUCAGAGGCUUGUGUGCCUCUCAUCACAUGUCCUGAAGCAUCUCCUCUCAUUGGUGCUUUGCUGCAACAGCAGAUGACUUGCAUCAGAGAAGGUCUGAGUGAAAACUUCCUUGAUGCUCUACACUCUGCCUACUUGAGAUGUGACCUGCUACUGGACGAGCAGGCAGUUGUUUCUCUGUGGUAUCAGAGCUUACCCAGCCUGGAGGAAGCUGUGCUCAAUCUGUUGGAGUCUGCUACUACAGCAGGAUCAACACCAAGCAAGGUGGAGGAGCAAGUGCCGAAGUCAUUACUGCCUAAAGCUUGUGCUCAGCAUUGUUCAGUAUUCCUGGUUGUAAAUGACAUCUUCAGGACUGUUCUUAAACAGAAUGAAAGGAAUGAGCGUGUUAAAAAUGUUUUUCAAACAUUUACCAAAUGCUUCUUCAUGGAGCUUUCACGAUUGCAGCCUCAGACAUCUGCGUCUUUAAAAGCCUUCUUUCCACAGUCCCCUCCAAGUCUUCUGAUUCCUCUCUUUACCAUGCCUUCAGAGAUGCCUCAGGAGAGUUUGAAAAACCACCUGAUAUGGGUCAGCAGCUCAUUACAGAGACUGACUGAGGAGGAAGAAGAUGAGGAAGACUCAGAUAGUAGCAAUAUCAGAGGGAACCAUAAAGUCUUUGAGGCGUGGUUCCUGCUGGUUCAGUGUGGCUACUGGGUGCAGGUGGUGGUCCAGCUGCUGGUCACAUCAGGUCCCGAAGACUGUGGUCCCCUUCUCUGGUUACUGACCUUUUAUCAUCACCCCACCAACAGGUGGCACCACAGAGCUUCACAGCUGGUCCAGGCCAAAGCAGCGUGGGACCACCUGUACAGUCUUUUCUCCAUUGAAGCUCAUCUUCUUCCUGCUGACCACCUGCAGUCUUUUAUCAGUCUGCUGGCACCGAAACCUCAGCAGCCGUCACUUGCCCCAUCGUUAACCCUUAGCCUUUUGGUUAACUUUGCUACUUUUGGUCAACUUCCACAGAGCAUAUCAGCAGAGAUUACACAGAAGGUGGUGCAUCAGUCUGGUCUGCAGGACGAAGCAACACGUGUUCUCAGCUCGCUGCGUCUCAGACUGAAUGACCGAGGCAGCUUCGCAAACGACAGAGUUCAUCUCAGGAUUGAGGAACUUCACAACACAAUAAAAAAUAAAUGUAAGCCAGAUGCACCCUCACAAACUGACACAUAGCUACGCUGCUGUGUUGUCCUACGGUGGCGGGAGGCUGUUGAAAACAACACAGAUUGGAGGACAUGUGGAGGACACAGUUAUAAACACACAAGUAAGACAGUUACAUGUCCCACAAACACUGUUGAGCAGUGAAAGAUGGCCAUGUUAGGAAGCAUCUGCGUGUACGUGUCAGAGUUCGCCCGCUCACUAAAUUUCUAAAAUACAAGUCCCAUCAAACUGCACAGGCUGAACGCAAGGCAACAGCAAGAAAUACCCAACAGUACCAGUGAUUGUGCUUUACUGGUGCAUGGAGAGUAGAUUAUUGUAUGUUAUAAAUAAACUAAAUA
Molecule: messenger RNA, 2249 nt
Organism: Xiphophorus maculatus (southern platyfish)
Lineage: Eukaryota; Metazoa; Chordata; Actinopteri; Cyprinodontiformes; Poeciliidae
Gene: fancc
Product: Fanconi anemia complementation group C
Exons: 15
Coding region: 157-1923 (588 amino acids)
Biological process (GO): interstrand cross-link repair; nucleotide-excision repair; cellular response to oxidative stress
Cellular component (GO): Fanconi anaemia nuclear complex
Source: RefSeq, a predicted model, not a curated record